Molecule: messenger RNA, 909 nt
Organism: Acaulospora colombiana
Lineage: Eukaryota; Fungi; Glomeromycota; Glomeromycetes; Diversisporales; Acaulosporaceae
Source: the annotation of a GenBank genome assembly
AUGAGGUCGGCAUUCGCUCGAGUUCGGUUAAGACCAGCUGGAGGCAGGAUUUUCCUUCAAAGGAGAUUCGAAAGUACUUACGAGGAAAAACUAGGACUCAAGGAUGCAUCUGAAUUCAGAAGUACUGUCUCAAAAGUCGCGCCAGAGGUGAAAAAGGAGAACCAGCCAGUACGGACAUUUGCAAAGUCUCAGCAGCCAAGCCAAAGUAGACGUGAUAGCUCUCCUGUGACGCCCCUUUCGGAUAUCAUGGACCUCUCUCGAAUUUUGAAGACACCACACACGUCUGAACAAAUUGGAACUCUAUGGAACGCCUAUCACACUUCUAAAUCAGCUACCGGCAAGGGUUAUCUCUCAGCGGUCAUACCUCGCGCUACAUACGAGUCUUUCCUUCCAACAGCGAAAAAAUACCCUUCGUUCAUACUACCUCUCCCGCGUCCUGAGGCUCAGGUUGAGACGUCCCCAGAAAAGUCUACUUCCUCUGAUCCUUACGAGUUCUAUUAUAUGGAGUGGGGCCAUCAUCAUUCGCCAGCUGUUCCAAGUGAAAUUCCUGUGGACCUAUUCUCUUGGUCAAAGACAUCACAAAACCCACCAUAUACGACGGUGAUAUUUACGCCUCUUCAGGAGUAUAAGCUGAGACAAUCAUUUGCAUUGCCUCAUCUGAUACUCACCCACUAUACCGACCUUGCCCAUACACAUGACGUGGUUCUCAUGCGAGGCGAGUUGACACCGUCUACUAACGAUCCAGGACGUUUCCUUCUUUCUCCCUCCGCUGCUCAAGUUCUGGCCUUUGGACUACAGCAGUUCUAUCUCCCGGACCAGGGCCCGCGAAGACGUGAUCUCCUGAGCACUUUCCACGAAAAACCGCAGGAAUUUUCUUGGGAGGAGCUUAUAUCGGCAGCAAAAAUAUAA